AUGGAUCGUCUUGUUGAUGCACUGCUCGCUAUCCGAGAAGAGAUCGCCAUGAUUGAACGAGGCGAGCUGGACAGGGAACGAAAUCCAUUAAAGGUAAUUUUGGAUACAUCUUGAAA
Cylicostephanus goldi is the source of this 116-nucleotide messenger RNA. The record is from the annotation of a GenBank genome assembly. Lineage: Eukaryota; Metazoa; Nematoda; Chromadorea; Rhabditida; Strongylidae.